Molecule: messenger RNA, 715 nt
Organism: Trichogramma pretiosum
Lineage: Eukaryota; Metazoa; Arthropoda; Insecta; Hymenoptera; Trichogrammatidae
Exons: 3
Coding region: 52-555 (167 amino acids)
Source: RefSeq, a predicted model, not a curated record
UGGAACGAUCUAGUUACGCGAGCCGCGUGAUGAGCAGUUCGUAUCAUCGUGAUGGCUCCGCUACUUUUCGCUCGUGACAACUUUAACAUGGUCCUCAAGCUGAUCUUCUUGCUGUUUGUGUUCGCAGUUUUUGCCGAAGGAGUCGUUGUUGACGUUCGCCAAGACGACGACGAUAUCCCACCUGGAAAGACGAAGUUGCUCGUUGACACAACAGCCUCUAGCACUACCCCGAUGACGAUCACUGCUGAGCCGGAUUCAUGUAAUUGCGAUCAUCGUUGCACACCACGGGGAGAUGUAGACCGAUCAAAAAAAAAUACAGUCGAGAAAGAAAAGCAGAUUGACGUUCGAACGAGUGGGGAUGUUCAAAUCUGCGCACGAAAUCAACAGAAACUUGGUUUGGCUGAUCGGACUUUUGCUAGUUUGUGCCACAUGAUGUGUUACAACACAUGUACGAAGUACGCAGUGAGAAAGGCGACAAUUUGGGACGACACAGAGCUUACUAUUGUUGUCGCUCAGCGUGAAAAUUACUAUAAAGUACGAGAUGGCUCGUGUUAAUUUGUUCAGAUAUAUGUAUCUGCACCAAAACCACGUUAUGCCUCGUAGUCACGCUCAUGCAGUCAAUCUUAACAACAAAGCCGUAUUGUCAAGUAAUGAAACUGUAAGUCCUGCAACGAACGUCAAAAUAAAAGGGAAUUCUUCCCCCAUUAACAUCUCA